Messenger RNA from Haliotis rubra (blacklip abalone), 4010 nucleotides. RefSeq lists its product as uncharacterized. Lineage: Eukaryota; Metazoa; Mollusca; Gastropoda; Lepetellida; Haliotidae. Gene Ontology annotation, molecular function: G protein-coupled receptor activity. Gene Ontology annotation, biological process: adenylate cyclase-activating G protein-coupled receptor signaling pathway; cell surface receptor signaling pathway. Gene Ontology annotation, cellular component: membrane. The transcript is spliced from 27 exons. Bases 579 to 4010 code for a protein of 1143 amino acids. The record is from RefSeq and is a predicted model, not a curated record.
GUCACCAUGAUUAGUUGUCAUUUAUGGCGGUUGUAACCGACACUAUUUUCCAGCGACAACGACGCCUUCUCACACCAUAAUGCCGGACCCGACAGUGCAACAGUUGAAUAGGCGGUGUCCAGCAAAAUGUCGUCUUUCCAUGAAACACGUUGGUGUUUUGUCCUCACGACUAGCUGAACACCGAUUGAUCCUGACUGGCUAAUAUUCGCCACCACAUGUGUUGUACACGGUGUGUGCCCACAUGGUAUAGUAAGGCAAUGACAAUCAGAACAGAACAGCCGGCCCGGCCAGAUUGUUAAGUGAGUCUUGCUGAAUUGGGAAAUCUAUUACUGAGAAAGCUGUUACGGCCUCAAGGACACAGCAACAAUAUCAAGUGUUAAGUGUCUACCGUCGAUGAUAAUGUGGGUCAGUGGAAUAGAACUCCUUGUCUGACCCAAACCGGACAGUGACUUCAAGUAUAAAGACUUGCCAACGAGAGGACCUGCUGCCCGUGCUGUUGCUCACUAUAGAAGGCUUGUGAAGUGAGAGAGUACUCAGUUGUAGCUUCGUGGAGACAUGAAGCGUUUCCUUGAAGCCAAAUGAAGAUAUUCGGACAGGCAAUCGGAGUAUGCAUCUGCUUUAUUGUUCUCUCUCACCUUGUGGUGGCUAAUUUUUUGUACACGGACUGCGGAGGUUUCCUGACAGAAGAGAGGGGGUUCAUAAAGUCCCCUAAAUUCCCCGACAGGUUCCCUACUCCUAUUUCGUGUCAUUGGGUCAUCCAAGCACCCCCGGAGAGAAAGAUCAUCCUGUACUUCACCCAGUAUUUUCUAAGAAGCGGUUUCUAUCUGUCAGAGUAUGACCAAUACGACAGCGAAGUGUCCUAUACCGGCAAGAACAACCUUGGGGAAAUCAACUUCGAGGACGAAUUCACCUCCUUGGUGGCAUACAAGCCCUUCGUGGUCAUUACCUUCAGCGUCCGUGACAACGGGAACAUCCACCUGAGGGUCGAGGACUACCUCCAGGACGUUUAUGGAUUUAACAUCACCUAUGAGGUUGUUGGGGUAGAGGAGAAGGUUGGCAGGGAUGCCUGCUCGGUGCAUGAGUGUUCGUACCUCGGGAACUGUGUGGCUAACUUCAACUACUCGGAAUAUAGGUGUGAUUGUUUUGAAGGAUUCUUUGGAAAUGAGUGCCAAUAUGGACCAUAUUGCGACCCCGACAAAGGCACGAAUAUGUGUGAAAACGGCGGACGAUGCAGAUACUUCUACGGUUCUCUGGUGAAUACAUGUGAGUGCCCGCCUGGUUAUGAAGGCAGCAAGUGUCACCUGAAGACUGACAGACCCUUCAAUAAAGUUGAAACCAUGCCCGAAGACUGUGAGAACCUCGGUUGCAGUCAACUGUGUGAACAGUCUCAAGAUGGAAGCUUUUAUUGUUCCUGUUUGGAAGGAUUUAAGUUGGAUACUGAUAACGCAACGUGCAUGGAGAAAGAAAUGUAUCGAAUUACUGUCAGCGUUCCAGUCAGAAAGGACGUGGUUAUUCCUGCAGGAUUUACAUCACCACAUGAGGAUGUAACGGCCAGAGUGAGAGGAAGGGUACUCUAUACCCUGGACCUCUCGGGAAUAAAAUCUGUUACAGAAUUUGGAUUUGAUGGCGUCAGAGAUCAAUCGGGUGAGAAGAUCAUGGUCUUCCACUUCUACGUUGAGAACGUUGAGUUGGAACUGGUGUACAGAGGUCUUCAGUUCUUGACCACUGGCGGUAGGCUAUUCGGUGUGGAUGUGGACACCGAUGCCAUGAAGUACCAGGCAGAUCCAGAGAUGAAACUGUUAGGGGUUGAACACUACGGACAGCGUCCAGCCGUCGAGGGCAACCUACUGACCAUUAUGUGUACAGCCCGCGGGUCAGGACAGAUGAAAUACCGUUGGUACAAGGACGGCUCCUUGCUGAACACCACGCUGAGUCAGAGGAAUGCGUGGGAAAUCCGAAUCCCUCGGACCAUCAGAAACAAGCAGAUCAGCGUACUAAACAUUGAUGGUGUAGAGUUUUAUGAUAAAGGUGAAUUUACCUGCGAAAUCGAGGAUUUUAAAGAGGUAGACAAUGCAUCUGUCAUCGUUGAUGUCAUCACGCUCCCUCUUUUGGAAAUGAGCCCUCUGGCGGUGUCACUAACGAAAGGGGGCGCUACAAGCUUCCGGUGUCUCUCCCCUGACGAUACGAUAGAGAAAGGCUCUUUCAGCUAUAAGUGGCUCAAGAACGACAACCAAAUACCACCUGAUUCUACCUCUGAAAUAAUAGAAGAUGUUUUUCCCACUGGGAGACGUCUCAACAUCAGAAAUGCACAACACAGCGCAAAUUACACAUGCAUCAUCACAAACCCAGCAGGAUCCACCAAUAAAACUGCUUUUCUCUUCGUCAAGGAACCAGAGGAUAUUCAAGGUUACUGUCUUCAAGAUAUUUACGAGGGCAUCACUUGGAAGAAAACCUUUGGAGGAUGUUUUGAUGUACAACGUUGUCCAACAGAUACCGGAGAUUUGCGAGUUAUAAAAGCGCUUGAUUUGGUUUGGUUGAACCGGUUGUACGGCAAGGGGUAUUCUAGACGUUCGUGUGAGUGUGUCGAGCAACGUUGCGAAUGGACGAAGCCAAACUUUGUCAAAUGCCAGUCUGGACAUCUGAUUAUAACAUAUGAUAGGCUGGAGAAGAUCAAGCUGGGCUACCAACACGAUAAGAUGGCCUCCAUAUGGGAGGACCUGUAUGGUUUGAUCAGACAGGCGAGAGGGAAGUUGUAUGCCGGCGAUGUUGAUGUCUCCUCCUCAAUUCUUCACACGUUUGUCAAGACUCUGGCACAAUAUCCAUCGCUUGCUCCCCAGAACGGAUCGUACUCUUUAACGAGUCUUCUUGAUCUCACGAACAUCUUAAUGGCAGAGGCUCUCCUUACAACAAGUGAUGAAAAACAGUCCCUCUAUGUUGGACCUAAGGUGAUGCAGAUUAUGGAGAUGCUUUGUGGUCUUCAUCUCAGAAAUUUCAAUUUCUCAAUUGGACUACGUAUUACUACUGAAAAAAUCGUGGCGCUGGUGGAGGAUGUUCGGAUAGUCCCUCCCAACGCAAGUCUACCCAAGUUGGCGUACGAUGCCGAGAAACCAAGCUCUACCCUGACCCGUGGCUCUCGAUCAAGAAGAGAGAAGGUUUCAAUAUCAAAAAAUGGUCAUUCAGACCACUCUGAUGUUAUGUACAGCCACGAACCAAUGUUUAUAUGUCACUACGUAGAUAUGUAUUCGUUGUUACAUGACAACUAUGCAGAGAAGAUAUAUGAUCCCGAUUUCAUAACGAAUAUUCGUUCGGUGUUUCCCCUUGACAACUUCUUUCUUCAGAAGGUUAGGAAAGCUGAAAUAGUAUUUCACCAUCCACGAUCUGUGAUACUUCAAGGAUCAAACGAAACUUCGUGCAUUUCAUGGAGAACGAUUCGCAGAUUUGUUACGGACCACGAUAUAUUGAACGGUCAUUGGUCAGUUCAGGAUUGUGACGUCAUACAGCGGAAUACCACGUCCACAACAUGUUGGUGUGACGUCCCUGGCCAUUUUGCACUUGUGGUCAAACAAAUAAACGUUACGAUUCCUGUAAUUCCCGAUAGCUAUGAAGGGAUAUUGUUGGGUGGCUGUAUAGCGUCGAUGUGCGGUUUGGUGGCAACCCUCAUUGUGUAUCUGUUCACAUGGAGGCACUUAGUGGGAGAGACCCACUGUAUCCACAUCAACUUCGUGCUCAGUCUCACCAUCAUCAACGUCAUAUGCAUCGCUUGUCUUGGGAAGACCCAGAUUCAGGCUCUGUGUGCCGCUGGCAAGGUCCUCCUCCAGUUCUUCUACCUAGCUGCCUUCUCCUUCCUAUUCGUCGAGGCAGUCCACAUGUUUGUCACAGUCCACGCCCGCCGGAGUGUGUCUGGGGGAUUUCUCAAGUACUUCCUUAUUGGAUGGGGAAUACCUACUUUGGCAACCGGAAGUGUCGUGGUGGCGUCAGAGAGAUAUGGGUUACGACGAACGUUGUCAUGA